AUGGAACCACAUAUUGAACCGCAUGCAACGAUUAAUAACUAUGUGGAUGUUUAUUAUGAGGAGGAGGAAGAUGAUGGAGGUGAUGAAACACAGGUUUUAAUAGAGGGUGGAGAGUUGCUGAUUCCCAAGGAUAUAUCGAUACGAUCGGAGCGUGGACAUAGUUUAGGUCAAAAGUCAAUCUCUACUAUUGGAUCAUUCAUAUUCAUUGUCAAUCAGAUCUAUGGACCUGGUGUACUUUCAAUUCCAGUGUCAAUAGAUCAAUUCUUUCUAUUAAUAUUUAAAAAGACAUUUGCUUUGAAUAUUUAUCCUCAUUUCGAAUUCCUGUCUACCGAUGACAUAACAUCACUCUAUACAUCUGGAUCCAUCAACAUUACCAUUGGAUAUCUUUUAAUAUGCUUAAUAUCAAUACCGACUUCCUUUAUGAAUCUAGAUGACAAUGUUAAAAUUGUACAAACAUUAUCUUUUAUAUUCUUAUUUUUAUUACUUGCAGAGUUUAUUAUACAAUUUAUAUUGAAUGGUCUGGAAUUGGAUAGAGUUCCUGUGGUUGGUGAUAAUUUCGGUCAGUUGGUCAGUGUUUUUAUCUUUUCUUGGGCGUAUCCUAUGUUCAUACCGUCUUGGGUAAACGAAAAGAAAGACAGUGUCAGUGUUAACAAAGUAGUUUGGGCAAGUGGUGUAUUUUCAUGGUUUGGCUACCUCUUCAUUGGAUUGCUAUGUGCUCUCUCCUACCAUGCAGUAAACUUUAUUAUCCCCUUCAUUGUCUAUCUAAAAGCUACUUCUUCCUCCUCUAAACUACGAAAUAACGACCACGAUAAUAACAACAACAACAUAGUUAAUGAAUAUGACAGAUACGAUGAACAAAAGAUAGAUAAUACCAUCUCACCUGUACAGCCUUAUCCAAAACGAUUCGAAAAGUACAAUCGACACAUUACAAAAGCGAUACUUUUGAUAACAGUUACCGUUUGUCUAUCUCAGAUUGUCUAUGAUAUUGUAUUGUCUGUACAAGGACAUGAUAUAUUAGAUCAUUGA
This is a messenger RNA of Heterostelium album PN500, 1026 nucleotides long. RefSeq lists its product as uncharacterized. Lineage: Eukaryota; Evosea; Eumycetozoa; Acytosteliales; Acytosteliaceae. The record is from RefSeq and is a predicted model, not a curated record. Bases 1 to 1026 code for a protein of 341 amino acids. The transcript is spliced from 4 exons.